Molecule: messenger RNA, 1476 nt
Organism: Entamoeba invadens IP1
Lineage: Eukaryota; Evosea; Mastigamoebida; Endamoebidae
Product: serine/threonine protein kinase HT1, putative
Exons: 1
Coding region: 1-1476 (491 amino acids)
Biological process (GO): protein phosphorylation
Cellular component (GO): plasma membrane
Molecular function (GO): protein kinase activity; ATP binding
Source: RefSeq, a predicted model, not a curated record
AUGAAGAGAAUAGGUGGAAAGAAGAAUGAGAAAGCAGUUGGUGAUAUUACUGCUUCAUGGUCUGAUGUGAAAAAAAGUGAUGCGAUCCAAAAAGAUGGGCCACAUGGAGAUGUCUACUUAUGUAUGUUCAAACAGACAAAAACGGUUGUUAAAGUUCUAGGAAAAACAAACCAAGAGCAGUUCAAAAUAGAUGCAGAGAAGGUUAAAAAUAUAAUGCACCCCAAUGUUAUUUUGAUAUUAGGGUAUUGUGUAGAGAAGAGUGUGAAUGCUAUUAUAUAUGAACCCAUGAAGUGUAAUAUGUAUCAAGCGAUAUAUGAAAAGACGAAAUGCCCAAAGAGUCUUCAAGACUUGAAUAUGCUUCAAAAAAUGAAGAUCCUACGAGACGUUGCUGUUGGAUUGACAUUCAUUCAUGAUAUCAAAGAUAUGUUCCACGGCGACUUAAAGCCACAAAACAUUUUAUUUGAUGAAAAUGGGAAUGUGAAGGUUUCAGACGUUUACUUUACUGCUUUUAGAACACCGACCAAAGCAAAGAAAGGCAACUAUUUCGUUUGUGGAGACUCAGGAAAUUUAUAUCAAUCACCGGACGUAUGGACCGGGUCGCAACCGUGCAAAGCGUCUGACGUGUUUUCAUUUGGACUUAUAGUGAUUGAAUUUUUGGAUGGGAAAGCGAGCUAUUAUGGAAAUACCAAUACACAGAACGACGAGGCGGUGUUUAGUUAUUUGAAUAGUAAAAGUAAAAUUAUAGUACCAAGUCAAUUCAACAAAUCUCUAACAACGAUGAUAGAAGGCUGUUUAAAGUACGAAACUAAAGACAGAAUUCCAAUGGGAAAGGUUUUGGCUAGUUUCGACGAUAUCAUUGUAGACUCAACUAUGACUUCAACAGUCGCUAAGAAGUUUUGGAAGGAAUGCUUUGUCGACGGAGAAGUCCCACUCUUCCAAGUGGCUUAUGAAGACUUCUUCGCGUCUUUGGGCGCCGUGACGGACGACCUCACAGACGACCAAUAUAACGAAGUAAUGGAAGACUUCGCCAAAUUUUUCCCGGAGACCGGAGUGAUCACUGCGCCGGACUUUGACGUCACAGUUAAUUGGUUUGGUAACUAUUUCGACGACAAAGAAAUAUUCACAGAAGUCUCCAAAAUAGCUACUGCAAAGUUCUUUGCGGGUCUGAUAGACAAAAAAAGAGCAGAAGGAAUGUUAACUGGGAAAGUCGACGGAACGUAUUUGGUCAGAGCAUCAACAACAGACCCUAAAAAGUAUCCAUUCACUAUUACACGUAACGCAAAUGGAAGUGUCAAACACCACAGAAUAGAACGACUUGCUUAUGGCGCACAAGUCGAAAAAAAGUUCACAUCAACUAUCGAUAAAAAGACUUUCACGGCUAAAAACUUGUUCGAGUUGCUCAACAAAAUGAAGGAAUUUAAUAUUAUCACAACAGAAGAUGAUGGCAAAGAGGUAUCUGCUUAUGGUGAUAUGUAG